GUCAAUGAGAGAAACUCACCACCAACGAUUUACUUGUGGAGGUUUCCCUCGCUUGGGUUUGCUAGAAGUACAGAAUACCAGUAAUGUGCGCGUAGUGUGCGGUGUGUGUAGAAUUGUGUCGUGUUUUGUUUGUAUUCCUAAACGACGAUGACUGAAGAUUGUUGAGAUUAAGAUAUACAAAAUAAGGACAAGUAUCUUGUGUUUCAUUAAGCGUAGUAACACAGUGCUUACGAGUUACAAUAACUACAAAAUGAACGAAGUGACGCAGUUCAGUGGAGACAGUGCUAAUCUCGUUCUGUACUGGGUAAUGAACACGUUUGGACAACGUUUUAAGCAAUUGUUGUGGAUCGACACACUGGGUACUUUUAAUCCAACCAUGCUUUCACAAGAAGUUCUUCAAAAAACGAACCUUAUGCGUUGUUUUGAUGCACAUGGAGUCGAAGAAUCAUUGACGGAGGUUGAGAAUAUUCUGGAGGAACACAAAAACGGGUCAGACUUCAGCUGUGCACUUAUAAUCGACAGCUUUUCCAUUCCACUUGGACUCUUAAUGUCCAGAGGUUUAGUGACUCAGACGCAUGCAUUGAUGAUGCAUUUGGGACGGAAAAUGAGAAUGCUCACACGGACGUACCCCGUUGCUGUAUUUUUGUCUACAGCCAAAGUGUAUAUACCCGCGUUAAAUCAACACAAGCCGGCACUUGGUGCGAGUUGGACGUACUGCCUCGACAACUCUUUCAUGCUUGACGAGCAACCUGCUCAUAGUCGUUGUACACUAGUGUGUCUUCAUAGUCGAAGGCGUCUAUCUGGCACCAAACAGCUGCUCCUUUGGAUGAAGGGCACCUUUAGACACGAGCAACUUGCCAUUGACUUUUUUGAAAGUAAGCCUAUGAAAUGAAACUAAAUGAGCAUAAGUAAAGAGUCAUAUCAUCAGAAGUAAGAGUACACUUGUACACUCGUCCCGACUUACAGACCGGGAUGAAGCAUCUAAUAUAACUAAACUCAAACGAAUAGAAGAUGAAAUUUAGCCCCGAAAAACUUGUUAAACAAACAAAAAGCAAGAAAAUUUGCCGCUCAAAACAGACUACUCAAACACACAGC
This is a messenger RNA of Schizosaccharomyces japonicus yFS275, 1095 nucleotides long. RefSeq names its product RAD51D-like protein 1. The coding region runs from base 251 to 892 and encodes 213 amino acids. Gene Ontology annotation, cellular component: nucleus. The record is from RefSeq and is a predicted model, not a curated record. Lineage: Eukaryota; Fungi; Ascomycota; Schizosaccharomycetes; Schizosaccharomycetales; Schizosaccharomycetaceae. The transcript has a single exon. Gene Ontology annotation, biological process: DNA repair.